GAUCAAACGGGCCGAGACGCAAUGCACUAUUCUUCAAGAACGAUUCGAGGCCCAAGUCCUCACCCUGAAGCUCGCGAAAGAACAGAACGGCGAUCUCAGGAACGGCUGAUUCUGUCGGAAAGCGCUCAGGCGACGAAACUUGAGUCAGCUGUGGGCAAGUUCAAAUCCGAGAUCGUGUCGCUCCAAGACCACAAGGCUACACUCGAAGCGAAUCUCGCUCAGACCCAAGACGAAUUGGCGAUCCAUCAAACGGCGUCUAUCGACUUUGAGCACAAACUCAGCAAGCAGGAGGAGGCGCACGCAAAGUCGCUUCAGGCGCAAGAAUCCCGUGCACAGGUUGCCGAACGCGAAGCGGUCAACGCCAAGCGACUCGUUGAAGAUCUGACGCGCCAGAUUGAAGCAGGGAGAGCUGAGCUGGACGAGAUCGAAACAGAGAACUCCCAGUUGCAGCAUCGAGCAAGGAUGAUCAACAAGCGUUACCAAGACGGGGAUCUGAGCGACUCGGAGAAGAGCUUCGAUAUGGUUGACAAGGAGAACGAGCUUCGACGUCGCGAGAACAUGAUUGUGACACAACAGAAGCGGAUCGAUACGCUGGAAUCAACGCUGGCACGAUUGUUGAAGGAACGCGGACGGGGGGACGCGCCCAAGUCGAUGGUAGAUCUAAGUUUGUGGAUGUCGUCAUCCAGUCCUUACGAAAAGGAUGCCACGAAAGCAAAGCCAGCCAAGCCGAUUCUCAAGCCGACCUCGCGCAAGUCUGAAUUCGACGGUGUCAAUACUUCGGAGCUUUCAGAAAUUGAAGACGAACAUGGCGACGAUGACAAGCCUGUCACUGCACUCGGCAAGCGAAGUCGCUUGCCCGAAGACUCAGGUCGACCAUCGCGGCGUUUGGUUGCGUGCCUUUGCGCGAGACAGACGAAUUCCCGGAUUUCGGAUAUCUCGGACCCGCCCAGCGCGCCCGCCCCCAGUCGCAAGUCUGAAGCGGCGAGGAAGGCUGGCAAACAUGCGCAUAACCAUUCUCCGGAGCCGGUCAAGUCGAAGCAACGGAAACCCUGGGAGAAGAUCGUCGACCUCGGGUGUGGGAGCGGAGAGAUCACCCUUGAGCUCGAGAAUGUCGUGCAUCAGGCGCCCGGUGGGCUUGUCGUGGGUGUCGAUUUCAGCGAGAGUAUGAUCGCACAAGCGAAGAAAAUCGGGGUCAAACACGCCUUUGUCGCGGAUAUCCAGGCGCUCGAAUCGAGUCAGCUCGACGAGUUGGCUGGCAACGACUUGAAGUUCGACGCUGCCUUCAGCAACGCUGCGCUCCACUGGUGCAAGCGUGACCCGUCAGGUGUACUCGAAUCAGUCAAGAAGGUGCUGAAACCCGGAGGGCGAUUCGUCGCUGAGAUGGGCGGCUUCUUGAAUUGCAUUGGCAUUCGCAGUGCGCUACAUGCAGCUCUGAGAAAGCGCGGCCAGGAUCCCAUCGUUGCUGAUCCCUGGUUCUUCCCGUCGGUCGAGGAUUACUCCCAGAUGCUGACUGCGGCCUCGUUCGAGAUCCAACAGAUCACACUCGUAGCUCGGGUGACACCGCUGCCCGAGGGCGUCAAGGGCUGGCUAGAAUGCUUCGCGCGCACGAGCUUUCUCGGCGCGUUCUCCGACGCCCAAGCGGCGGAAAUCAUCGACGAGGUUGUGGACGCUUUGCGCAUGGACUGCCAGGAUGCGGCUGGCAACUGGGCGAUGAUGUACUCUCGCCUGCGGUUCUGUGCGAUCUGGAAACCCUGAUUGGUGUCUUUUGUGUGCGUAGGGACUGGAUGUAGACUCCGACAUCGAAUCAAGACUCUUGUCCUUUCCUGGCGAGCCGGCGCCGAGCAUAGGUCCAGUCCCCCCGCACAAAUCGAACACUGUCCCAAAGUUUCACGUAAUCAUGAUUCAGGGCCGAACACUCGGGAUCUGAGGGCCUGAUUUGUCGCGGCGUGAGAUGAGAGACCUGAUGAGUCGCAGUCUCAGAGAAUAGCUGCAUGAUCUUCACAGGCUCCUGUCUGCUUGUUUGAAUAUCUCUGAUCUCUCUUGCUUGUGUGUCGAUGAGUUAACUCGAGGAGCAAGUUAGGAGAAUCAUGAGUUUGUCGGAGUCGUCCAGUCAUCUGCCGGACGCAGACCAGUUCUUCGCGUCAAGAUCCUGAUACCGCAACAGCCGUAGGAUCGAUCCACUAGCGAGGCUGGUGCAUUGUGAGUCUGCGCGAUAUUCCGUGUUGUAUCGUUCAAAGACCUGUCUCGUAAUCAGUAGACUGCAGGGUUCUGUAACUGGAUAGGAAGUGCUUGAGUCAACGAAGCGGACGCUCAAUGACGAUCGCGUGCGAAGACAUCUCGUGUUCCAUUCUCCGAUCGUGUGUGCUCUGGUCAUUGUGAAAGAACAGUUCUCAUCGAUCGAAUGACAACUCCGCUACAUAGACGUUGCUGAGUUUGAAUGCUGGAUGAUCG
This is a messenger RNA of Mycena citricolor, 2451 nucleotides long. Lineage: Eukaryota; Fungi; Basidiomycota; Agaricomycetes; Agaricales; Mycenaceae. The record is from the annotation of a GenBank genome assembly.